CCUUGCUUUUCCUGGGAUACCCAGCAUCAUGGUUUCCUGUUUCCUGGAGUCUCUCAGUGUCCUGGGUUCCCUCCUGCUUCUUGGAUUCCAGCUCGUCUGCCCACAGCCCUCCACUGAACACAGAAAGGUCCCGCAACGGAUGGCGGUGGCCGAAGGCGCUCCCGAGGACGCCGGCGGCGGAGGCGCCCCGGGCGUGUGGGGCGCCUGGGGCCCCUGGUCCGCCUGCUCGCGCAGCUGCAGCGGCGGCGUCAUGGAGCAGACGCGACCCUGCCUGCCCGGCUCGUACCGCGCACGCGGCGGACCGCCGCCCGGAGCCCCCGCGCGCGCCUUCGCAGGCCACGUGGUGUCAGCCGUGCGUACGUCGGUGCCGCUGCACCGGAGCCGUGAGGAGCCACGCGCCCCCGCCAGCCUCAACUCCAGCCGCCAGGGUCCGGCGCAGCGAGGCAGCCGGCACCCGCAGGCCCGGACCCGCGAACCCACGGUGGAGAGAAGGAGCAGGACCCGAGGUCCCAUCGGCCCUGGCAUGUAUGGCUAUGGUAAGGCCCCAUACAUCUUACCACUGCAGACGGACUCUGCACAGCUGCCACAGAGGCUUCGGAGGCAGAGGCCCUCAUCCCGGAAUUCCAGGUCCCAGGGGGCAUCUGGUUCUAGCCAUGGAUACAACCUUCCAGCCCACCGGGCCCCCCGACAUGGACCUCUGUACCAGAGUGACAGUGGCCCUCGUCCUGGACUGCAAGUCUCAGAGGGCUCCAUCUACCAGCUGCCUUUGACCCAUGACCAAGGCUUCCCUGAAGCCUCAAAUCUCUUCCACAACCCAGAAACAAGCAGCAGCCCUGGCCUGGGGGCCCACAGGGCAGCUCAGAGCUUCUCCCAGCCUGCCCGAUCUACAGCAAUCUCCUGCAUUGGGGCCUAUCGGCAGUACAAGCUGUGCAACACAAAUGUCUGUCCAGAAAGCAGUAGAAGUAUCUGGGAGGUACAAUGUGCAUCCUACAACAACAAGCCGUUCAUGGGCCGGUUUUAUGAAUGGGAACCGUUUGCAGAAGCCAAGGGCAAUCGGAAGUGUGAGCUGAACUGCCAGGCAAUGGGCUACCGCUUCUACGUACGGCAGGCUGAGAAGGUCAUUGAUGGUACCCCCUGUGACCAGAACGGCACGGCCAUCUGCGUGUCUGGGCAGUGCAAGAGCAUUGGCUGUGAUGACUACCUAGGCUCCGACAAAGUCGUGGACAAAUGCGGGGUGUGCGGAGGCGAUAACACAGGCUGUCAGGUUGUGUCGGGUGUGUUUAAGCAUGCCCUCACCAGCCUGGGCUACCACCGAGUUGUUGAGAUUCCUCAAGGAGCCACAAAAAUCAACAUCACCGAGAUGUACAAGAGCAACAACUAUUUGGCCUUGCGAAGUCGUUCUGGCCGCUCCAUCAUCAACGGGAACUGGGCUAUUGACCGGCCUGGAAAAUAUGAAGGAGGAGGGACCAUGUUCACAUACAAGCGACCAAAUGAGAUUUCGAGCACUGCCGGAGAGUCCUUUUUGGCCGAAGGUCCCACUAAUGAGAUCUUGGAUGUCUAUAUGAUACACCAGCAGCCUAACCCAGGAGUCCACUAUGAGUACGUAAUCAUGGGGAACAAUGCCAUCAGCCCACAGGUGCUGCCUCACAGGAGACCAGGGGAGCCCUUCAAUGGCCAGCUGGUACCAGAAGCAGGGAACCAGCAGGAGGGAGAAGGGAAAGAGGGGGACGAAGAGAAGGCAGACGUGCAUGGCGGGGCACCUGAAAUAUUCACCUCGGAAUCAGCACAGACCUUCCAGGUCAGGCAUCCUGAUAGAUUCUCUCCCCACCGGCCAGACAAUGUGGUACCACCAGCACCACAGACCCCACGGCGGAGCCGGGAUCACAACUGGAAACAGCUGGGGACGACAGAGUGCUCGACAACCUGUGGGAAAGGAUCGCAGUACCCUAUUUUUCGCUGUGUGAACAGAAACACUCACGAAGAGGUUCCUGAGAGCUACUGUGACCCGAGCAUGAAGCCGACCCCGGAGGAGGAACCCUGCAACAUCUUCCCUUGCCCAGCCUUCUGGGACAUCGGGGAGUGGUCUGAGUGCAGCAAAACCUGUGGCCUGGGCAUGCAGCACCGCCAGGUUCUGUGUCGCCAGGUGUAUGCCAACCGCAGCCUGACGGUGCAGCCCUACCGCUGCCAGCACCUGGAGAAGCCCGAGACCACCAGCACCUGCCAGCUCAAGAUCUGCAGCGAGUGGCAGAUCCGGACGGACUGGACCUCGUGCUCGGUGCCCUGCGGAGUGGGGCAGAGGACCCGCGAUGUGAAGUGUGUGAGCAACAUCGGGGACGUGGUGGAUGACGAGGAAUGCAACAUGAAACUCCGGCCCAACGACAUUGAGAACUGCGACAUGGGACCCUGCGCCAAGAGCUGGUUCCUGACGGAGUGGAGCGAGAGGUGCUCGGCAGAGUGUGGGGCUGGAGUGCGGACACGCUCGGUCGUGUGUAUGACCAACCACAUCAGCAGCCUGCCGCUGGAGGGCUGCGGGAACAACCGGCCAGUGGAGGCCACGCCGUGUGACAACGGGCCCUGCACGGGCGAGGUGGAGUGGUUUGCGGGAAGCUGGAGUCAGUGUUCCAUCGAGUGUGGGAGCGGGACCCAACAGAGGGAGGUGAUUUGUGUUAGGAAGAACGCUGACACCUUUGAAGUGCUGGACCCCUAUGAAUGUUCCUUCCUGGAGAGACCCCCCAGCCAGCAAUCCUGCCACCUCAAGCCCUGCGGAGCCAAAUGGUUUAACACAGAAUGGAGCAUGUGUUCCAAGAGCUGCCAGGGCGGCUUCCGCGUCCGGGAAGUGCGCUGUCUGUCUGAUGAGAUGACCCUAAGUAAUCUCUGUGACCCUCAGUUGAAACCAGAAGAGAAGGAAUCUUGUAACCCUCAGGACUGCGUCCCUGAAGUUGAUGAAAACUGCAAGGACAGGUACUACAAUUGCAACGUGGUGGUCCAGGCCAGGCUCUGCGUCUACAACUACUACAAGACCGCUUGCUGUGUCUCCUGCACGCGCGUGGCCAACAGGCACUCGGGCUUCCUGGGGAGCAGAUAACAGCCCGCUCCGCAACCGUGGGCAGGAUUGCACUUUUACAGGUGUUUCUUUAAACCUCCCCCAGGAGGCAAAAAGUGUUGGGACCCACUGAGCUGAUUCGUGCGGCUGCAUCUCUCAACUUGAAUACAACUUCUUCCAACUCUCCUCGGGCUGACUUUACCUUUGGGCUUGAGCUUAGCAGAGCGUUUGACACAAUCUUUCAGGUUAUCUUGAUGCCUAAUAACGUGAAAUAUGACUUAGGUCAUAAAGCCCAUUGAAAGUCACCCUGGACGAGAGAGUCUCUAGUGGAGUGCCUACAGCCUCUAUCCUUGACGCU
Molecule: messenger RNA, 3401 nt
Organism: Kogia breviceps (pygmy sperm whale)
Lineage: Eukaryota; Metazoa; Chordata; Mammalia; Artiodactyla; Physeteridae
Source: RefSeq, a predicted model, not a curated record